CUUCUUAGCUCCGGUGAACUCGGCAACACGGCUAGGAUUGCCGGCUACGCGACAAAUCUGCUAUGUAGGUACUUGAGAUCUAGUAUAUCGCAGAUGACUCUGAUCAAGAGAUUAUUUACAUUGACAGAAGGGUUCAAAUGUUAAAAGAUGGUAUGGUACUUAGUGUAUAAGCUCGUUCCACUGCCCUAAACAAAAAGACGAGGCCCCGUGAAAUAUCCGUUUGAGGAGUCUUCUAUUAUUUAUGCUAGUAUCUUAAGGAGUUUUAGGAAAUCUAGUUGCAAAGGAAGCUCCCACAUCUUCCGUCUUCCGAGGACAGGGGGCUACCAUCUAGAUUCUCAAUAUGUACAGACCAAAGGUAUCUAUCAUAAGACGCCGGGUUUCCUUUUCCCUAUUUCUUAAGUAUCCAUCCAAUAAAUAUAGCAUCCACAUGAAGAAAAAUUAUAUAGUUCAUACCCCCACCUUAUAAUAAGUAUAAUAUAAUUCUACGCCUUUGGUCACUUUUUUAUUCUGCAAUACAUACCCGCAUUCUUUGGAGGGAUACAACUCGCUCAAAUGAGGAGGAAUCUACCAUACCCCGUUGCCCUUCUCGCGGCAAUCAUCUCCAAAACCGGAGCCGUUGACUUUACUAUUUCUGGUGGCCAGAUAUUUACACCUGGGUUUGCUGUUCUCGAUGCGCCUCAGCCAGGCACUCCGUUAGGCGGAGAUACUAUCGAGGUAGCUCUCGAUGUAACCGCCAAUGGCAAAUUAAAUCUGCCUCCCUAUAGUGAUGAUAGUCCCAGCCGGAUUAACAACAUCACCAUCUUCCUAUACAGCUAUGACACAGGAAGGAAUUUUACAAUAACGAAUGGAACAGCCUCGACGAAUGAUGUAAGCCUAGGAGACAUCAUGGAAUCCGAGCCGGGGAGCACCGUCAAGCAUGUCAAAUGGCAUUGGCCAGCUUGUCUCAUCGGCGAUGGAGAGCCGGACACCGCAGACAGCGAUCGUGGAAAUUACAACAUAUCCAUCCGCCAAAACUUCCGUCUUAACGGGGAGGAUCACUACACAAUCUUCGACGUACCGAUCUCAGUCACCAACAAGAUUGAAUUCACCGGCGACAAUCCACCUUGCGACCUAGUGAAUAACCCUUUGCUCACACCAGAGGAAAUCGACGCCGAGUCCGCUAAUAGUGUCGGCAUUCUGUUCGCGCCUGGAGACUCAACCGUUAUUCAGUCUGACUCUACUGACAACAACCUAGAAAAUGGUCUUGGGAGUAGUGCUAAUACACUAAGGUGGAAGUUACCAUCAGAAUGGUUUUCUUUAUUCCUCAUUGCAUAUUUAUGUAUUUUAUAGGCCGAUGUAUUGGCCCAGAUAUAUUGCGAUUUCCCAGCGUGUUAAUACUAGAGGUUACCCCCCGGGCAACACAAAAGCCUAAGGUUUACACC
This is a messenger RNA of Daldinia vernicosa, 1421 nucleotides long. RefSeq lists its product as uncharacterized. NCBI's taxonomy places the organism in Eukaryota, Fungi, Ascomycota, Sordariomycetes, Xylariales, Hypoxylaceae. The transcript has 3 exons. The record is from RefSeq and is a predicted model, not a curated record. The coding region runs from base 553 to 1329 and encodes 258 amino acids.